Messenger RNA from Toxotes jaculatrix (banded archerfish), 2831 nucleotides. RefSeq names its product progesterone receptor (gene pgr). Lineage: Eukaryota; Metazoa; Chordata; Actinopteri; Toxotidae. Gene Ontology annotation, molecular function: DNA-binding transcription factor activity; zinc ion binding; sequence-specific DNA binding. The coding region runs from base 441 to 2471 and encodes 676 amino acids. The record is from RefSeq and is a predicted model, not a curated record. The transcript has 8 exons. Gene Ontology annotation, biological process: regulation of DNA-templated transcription.
UACAUUUCUCUAGCGUGGCUCUACAUUGAUUCUUCCCCUGGCAUCUGUUGGAGAGUUGGCUAGUCUGAAGAGACUAUUGGAAAUCUGUGAAAAGGGGAAUGAACCUCCAUUCAACUUUGAAACAGGACACCCACAGGAACAAGGAAAUACACUUGUAAUUUUCUAAUAAUAAUAAUAAUAUGACACGAUUUUCUGAAAGGGUCAUAUUUGCGCACUCUCAAUCCUUCUUGAUCAACAUAGAAACUAAAAGUUGAUUUUCCUUUCUUUUCUGAUCAGCUGUCAGAUUUCAUGGAAUAGACUCUUAUGCGAAAGAAGGCGAAGUCACAGCCUUUCUCGACAGGGAGGAGGUUUACAGGAAGGUCUCUGAGCCACAACUUAUCAUACACCUUCCAGCCUCCGGACGCGCUCCACUCUCUGCUGUGCGCUUCGCGGUUCAGAAAAUGGAAAAUAAGAUAAACGGAAGAAUGAGCACCAUCAGUACUCCGAUGGCUGAUUCUACCGAUACAAGAGUAAGUGAUUUGAUUGAAGCUGGGUACAGCAAUACUAAAUUAUCUAACGAGUCACAGUCUCAAACUUGCAUGUCCUCCUCCGUGCGUAAUUUUGGAAACGCCGGCACACUGAUCCACGGGGUACAUUCAAGUGGCGACGGCGCAGUUUUCAAAGAGUGUAACAUACUCGAUGGUUCACUUGCUACAAAACACUUUUAUGACCGUGGCAGUGAGUAUCUCAAGUGUGACAGCGUGCCUUGGGAAGAUCUUGUAAAAAUUCAGAGGACUAAUGUGGCUACAUCCGAAAGUUUGCCAGGAGCAAGUGUAAGCCUCUCCACGACAACCGGAGCGUGUAAGUUCAUCAAAAACGAAAAUGAGCCUUCUGUAAUUAUGGACACCCCCUGUCCCAACUUUGAUCCGUCAUCGGAGAUACCUGCGCUUGAUACCUGCUGUGACACCGACAGGAAGCAGCAGAUGGGUCUUAGUGACGGGGAGUCAACGAGCUUCAGGUCAGCCACGGCGGCUCCCCGACCGGGGCUGGAGGGUUCUCCAAACUUUCUGAUUGACCUGAACCAGUCUGAGCAGCUACCGGCUCUGACCCAGAUGAGGACUGACUCCAGGUGUGGUUUGUCCGGGAAGUCUGUCCUCAACUUUGAUGCUAACGCGCAAGCAACCUCGCAACAGGCGAUGUUCAAAAACGAGGUUCCCCGUUGGCAGAUGCAAACGUCUCCGGCUGAUCCUCAGUACUGGUGCCAGUCCACAGGCGUGACUGAGGACCCGUUCACACACAGUGGCUAUGAUGUGAUCCAGAACCAGACCCUGUCCCAGAGGAACCCGUCACCUUUCUCUGCAUUCCCCGGUAUGCCACCUCAGAGACUGUGUGUGAUCUGUGGUGAUGAGGCAUCUGGUUGCCACUAUGGAGUCUUAACCUGUGGGAGCUGUAAAGUCUUUUUUAAAAGAGCAGUUGAAGGCCAUCAUAGCUAUCUCUGCGCUGGGCGAAAUGACUGCAUUGUGGACAAAAUCCGGAGGAAAAAUUGCCCUGCAUGUCGCCUCCGCAAGUGCUAUCAAGCGGGAAUGAUGCUCGGAGGCAGGAAGUUGAAGCGUUUUGGAGCCUUGAAAGCCUUGGGUUUGGCCCCAUCCCUGAUGUUCCAGUCCCACUUGACCAUGUCCAGUGACAGUCAGGCCUUGACCUCCAUGUCUUGCAUACCAGGCAUCCGUGAGGUGCAGCUCACCCAACAGAUCAUCAGUAUCCUGGAAAACAUUGAACCAGAGAUCAUGUACUCUGGUUAUGACAACUCCCAGCCCGAUGUUCCCCAUCUUUUACUCACCAGUCUCAACAGGCUGUGUGAGAAACAGCUGCUGUGGAUCGUCAAGUGGUCCAAGUCUUUGCCAGGGUUUCGCAAUCUUCAUAUCACUGAUCAGAUGACCCUCAUCCAGUACUCCUGGAUGAACCUUAUGGUGUUCUCGCUUGGGUGGCGCUCCUUUCAGAACGUCACCAGUGAAUAUUUAUACUUUGCACCUGAUCUGGUUCUUAGCCAGGAGCAAAUGAGGAGAUCUCCAAUUUAUGACCUCUGCCUGGCGAUACAGUUUAUUCCUCAGGAGUUUGCAAAUCUUCAAGUUACCCGUGAGGAGUUUCUCUGCAUGAAAGCCAUAAUCCUACUCAACACAGUGCCUCUUGAGGGACUCAAAAGUCAGGCAGCAUUUGAAGAAAUGAGACAAAACUACAUCCGGGAGCUGACAAAGGCUAUCCACAUGAGGGAGAAGGGCAUGGUGGCCAGCUCACAGCGAUUCUACCACCUCACCAAACUGAUGGACGCCAUGCAUGAUAUAGUGAAGAAGGUCAACCUGUUCUGUCUGAGUACCUUCAUCCAGGCAGAUGCCAUGAAAGUGGAGUUUCCGGAGAUGAUGUCAGAGGUCAUUGCCUCUCAGCUUCCCAAGGUCCUGGCUGGCAUGGUGAGGCCCCUCUUAUUCCACACCAAGUGACAGUGCCGGCACAGACAUCACGACUCUGCGGAGACAUCUUGUGACUGGAUUAUUCGCCCCACAAUUACAAAUGUAGUCAGUUAUCUUUGCCAAACUGCCUCUAACACUCUUCACGAGGUGAACUAGAGUGAACAUGCUCCUUAAAAAUAUGCAUCUUGAAUAUUAUAAAUUCAGAGGCAUCAAUCAAUAAAGCUCCUGUUUAAUUCUGGUGUAGCCACCCUUUCCCAUCCUACAACUUGUGUACAGAUGGUACUUACUAACUGAUAUGCAGUAGGUUUUGAGAACCCCUAGAGAUACUGAUAUUUUUGUACUAAAGCUGUAAAAAAAAAAAAAAGAAAUCAAAGAUAAAAUUCAAAUAUU